UACCCGUGAAGGCAAGAUGGCGACUGCCAACGGGAAGAAGCGUGGUCUGGAACAUUUGGACGAAUAUGAACCGAAACCCGCCAAACAUCUCCGCAGUCUGCAUGAUCGCAUGUCGGAGAGGCGGUUAGUUGUUAUUCUGGAGGGAGCCUCGUUAGAAACUGUGAAGGCUGGUAAAAGUUUCGAGCUGCUGAACUGUGAUCAACACAAAAACAUUAUCAUUAAAAGCGGAAGGGAUCCAGGACAAAUUAGACCGGAUAUCACACAUCAGUGUCUGCUCAUGUUAAUGGACAGUCCACUGAACAGAGCGGGCCUGCUGCAGGUUUACAUCCACACGGAGAAAAACGCCUUGAUAGAGAUCAACCCACAGACUCGCAUCCCAAGAACCUUCACUCGCUUCUGUGGCCUUAUGGUUCACCUACUGCACAAGCUGAGCGUGCGAGCGUCCGACGGUCCUCACAAGCUCCUGAGAAUGAUUAAAAACCCUGUGUCAGAUCACCUGCCGCCUGGCUGCCCGCGGAUCUCCACUUCCUUCUCUGCCGGAGAGGCCGUGGGCCCUCGCUCCUUGGUGCCAGAAGGACCGGCUGCAGUGGUGAUCGGAGCGUUUGCACACGGAGCGGUGAAUGUGGACUACACAGAGAAGACGGUGUCCAUCAGUAACUACCCACUCUCUGCAGCACUGACGUGUGCCAAGAUGUGCUCGGCCUUUGAGGAGGUAUGGGGGGUUUUGUGAUACAACCCCACUCAAGCCAGAAGCUUUUUGUGAAUAGACUGACCAAGGAUGCUUCGUUUACCCUCUUUUAUAUGAUGAUAAUCUCCAUGUUGAUAUGCUUAAACAUGCUUCUACAGUGACGAUUCUCAUGAAAAAUCUGAAAGGCUUUGUUUUAUUGUCAGUUUGUAUUAUAAAUAAUACAGAUGCAUUGUU
This is a messenger RNA of Dunckerocampus dactyliophorus (ringed pipefish), 922 nucleotides long. It is a transcript of the gene emg1, whose product is annotated as EMG1 N1-specific pseudouridine methyltransferase. Bases 17 to 730 code for a protein of 237 amino acids. Gene Ontology annotation, cellular component: nucleolus; small-subunit processome. NCBI's taxonomy places the organism in Eukaryota, Metazoa, Chordata, Actinopteri, Syngnathiformes, Syngnathidae. The transcript has 5 exons. Gene Ontology annotation, biological process: rRNA base methylation. The record is from RefSeq and is a predicted model, not a curated record. Gene Ontology annotation, molecular function: rRNA binding; rRNA (pseudouridine) methyltransferase activity.